UAUAGGAUAUUCCGAGGGUUAUUAUGGAUUUAAUCAAAUGUUAAUAUUUUGAUAUCAGAAGUUUUUAUAAUAUGGUUGUUUGCGUUAUAUAUAGAAAAUAAAUGGAAUAAGCACAGCUAGAGCAAGCUCUCCGGUCAUUGACACAACGUAGAAGGCUUCUUCUUCUUCUGCUCUGUAUCUUCACCACCGCCGUCCUCCGGCGCAGAACCGUCGUCUCCGGCGAUAAAUAUCACGAGAACUCCGACAAUGGGGAAAGGCGGCGCGCUCAGCGAGGGAGUGAUAAAGAAGAUCCUCCUCUCCUACAGCUAUGUUGCCAUAUGGAUCUUUCUCAGCUUCACCGUCAUCGUCUACAACAAGUUCAUCCUCGACAAGAAAAUGUACAAUUGGCCAUUCCCGAUCUCUCUCACCAUGAUCCACAUGUCCUUCUGCUCAACCCUAGCUUUCCUCCUCAUCAAGGUCUUCAAAUUCGUUGAGCCCGUUUCCAUGUCUCGCGAAACCUACCUCAGAUCGGUCGUCCCCAUCGGCGCGUUGUACUCACUCUCCCUAUGGCUCUCCAACUCCGCCUAUAUUUACCUCUCCGUCUCCUUCAUCCAGAUGCUGAAAGCCCUAAUGCCCGUCGCCGUCUACUCCAUCGGCGUUCUCUUCAAGAAGGAGGGAUUCAAAACGGACACCAUGGUCAACUUGCUCUCGAUCUCGUUCGGUGUCGCCAUCGCCGCUUAUGGGGAGGCCAGAUUUGAUGUCUGGGGCGUAAUUCUUCAACUGGGUGCGGUCGCGUUCGAGGCGACUCGUUUGGUAAUGAUUCAGAUCUUGCUUACCUCCAAAGGAAUCACGUUGAACCCCAUCACUUCUCUGUAUUACGUUGCUCCUUGCUGCUUGGGUUUCCUGUUUAUCCCGUGGAUCUUCGUGGAAUUCCCGGUGUUAAGGGACACAUCUAGCUUCCAUUUCGAUUUCUUCAUCUUCGGCACCAAUUCGUUCUGUGCAUUUGCUCUGAAUCUCGCCGUGUUCCUGCUUGUGGGCAAAACCUCUGCUCUGACCAUGAAUGUUGCUGGUGUGGUUAAGGAUUGGCUUCUGAUUGCGUUCUCAUGGUCAGUCAUUAAGGACACUGUCACGCCCGUGAACCUUUUCGGGUACGGGAUCGCGUUUUUGGGCGUUGCAUACUACAAUCACGCGAAAUUGCAGGCCUUGAAGGCCAAAGAGGCACAGAAGAAGGUUCAACAAGCCGACGAGGAGAGCGGUCGGCUGUUGGGGGAGAGGGAAGGUGAUGGAGCUGGUAGGAAAAACGAGUCACAGAAUUGAGCAAAAGCAUUGAAUCGGGGAAAGAGAGAGUGUAGAAGGGUAUCUGAAUGAGAGCUUGAAGACACAAUAAGAGGCGGAAUACGAUAUUGACGAAGAUCGUUAAGGAUGGAUGAAGAUGGAUACAUUCGGGUUGCCUGCAUUGUCUUCUUGUAGGUAUCAUCUGUUUCUUUUCCGUGUUACCUUACGGUCUACGGCAAUUUCUUAGGAAAUGAAUAUCUGUGGUAGUGAAACCUCGAAUUCCUUUGCCCUUGUUUCAAUCUCUAUCUCCGUUUCUCAAUCAUCUUCUUAUCAAUAUUUAUGGUGUACGAAGCGAACUUUGUUUAUCCUUACUGAAAGUGAAACCCUUUUAGACGUUUU
This is a messenger RNA of Tarenaya hassleriana, 1653 nucleotides long. RefSeq names its product probable sugar phosphate/phosphate translocator At5g25400. The coding region runs from base 247 to 1296 and encodes 349 amino acids. The transcript has a single exon. NCBI's taxonomy places the organism in Eukaryota, Viridiplantae, Streptophyta, Magnoliopsida, Brassicales, Cleomaceae. Gene Ontology annotation, molecular function: antiporter activity. Gene Ontology annotation, cellular component: trans-Golgi network; Golgi apparatus; endosome. The record is from RefSeq and is a predicted model, not a curated record.